Molecule: messenger RNA, 333 nt
Organism: Tetrahymena thermophila SB210
Lineage: Eukaryota; Ciliophora; Oligohymenophorea; Hymenostomatida; Tetrahymenidae
Exons: 3
Source: RefSeq, a predicted model, not a curated record
AUGUCAUUAAUCUAUUAAGCCUAAUAGACUAUAUAGCAAUAUUAAUAUUGCUAAUUGCAAAACAGAAUUAUGAAUGAUGGAACAAUUUCUGACAUUAUUCAAGUAUCAACUUAUGAUUAAUAAAACGUUUAAGACUAAUUUUAUUUAAAGUGUGAUUAAAACUUAAUUGUCGUUUACUAUCCUAUGCUUUAAGUUUUUGAUUUGAGAACAGGCUAGCCUAUUGCAGAGUUUCUUAAUUUGCUUAUACAUACAUCCCCAUAUUAAGAACUAUCUACUUAAAAAUUGAUAAAUAUAAUUACCCUAAAAGAUUUUUAAAAUACUGUGAAUUGUUGA